Branchiostoma belcheri (Belcher's lancelet) is the source of this 9366-nucleotide messenger RNA. RefSeq lists its product as uncharacterized. Gene Ontology annotation, biological process: cell adhesion; detection of mechanical stimulus. The transcript is spliced from 45 exons. NCBI's taxonomy places the organism in Eukaryota, Metazoa, Chordata, Leptocardii, Amphioxiformes, Branchiostomatidae. Gene Ontology annotation, molecular function: hyaluronic acid binding; calcium ion binding; protein binding. The record is from RefSeq and is a predicted model, not a curated record. Gene Ontology annotation, cellular component: membrane.
AUGUAUGUCGGACUCGACCCUACACUCGGCUACAUACGGAAGAAAGACCAGGCCUGUACCGGCGGGCUGUUCAACAUCAGCGACCACGGCAACACGAGCCUGGCCACCUGUGCGCACCUCUGUACGGCCUCGGGAUCGUGCGGGGCGUUCGUGCACGUGCCGGGCGACUCCGACAACUCCUGCAGGCUCAAACGGUCCUGCCCGACACCGGCCAACCUCACCGGGGCGGAUCUGUACUUCAAACGGCCUCACCCCUGGCCGUACAGCGACGAUGAAGUUUGCAACGCCACCGCUGCUAACCGCACAGAGACAGUGUUCACUAUCGUCUGUCCUCCCGGCUGUGCGUCCGUCGCAGGACCAAUCUUUGGUGAUGGGAUGUACAGCACGAACUCGUCUGUGUGUAAAGCGGCUGUUCAUCACGGGUGGAUCAUGGACGAACUGGGAGGAGCCGUGACCGUUCGGAAGUUCAUCCUGGCCAGACUUGCUAAACCAAUUACGCACCACGGGGUGAGCGCUCUCGAUUUGGUUUACAAAGGCUGUGGCUCCGUGAUGACACUGGCCAGCCGAACGCAGUGGUUCUACAGCAACAGCCCGUUUGACGAGGACAGCGAGUGCAACCUCCACAUCAUCGACAAGCCCUGCGGGAUGAUCGCCCUGAAGUACGGAUUCAACCUCGCCGGCGGGGCCGAGUUGCAAUACCAUGCCGGCCCAAAGAAGAGGUACUUUGUGAGCAAAUUUACCAACACCGCUGUGGAUUGGCGGCAGUCUGGAUUGGUACCAGACGUCCACGAAGCGUACGUUGAUCUUUUCACUGGAUCUCAGGUCGAUGGACAACAUCUUCGGGUAAAGUGGGGACCUUCGGCGUCAAGCAGGUUGUGCGGCACAGGCUAAAGUUAUCAGCCGCACGUUUACGCCGACGCUCGCCCCUGGAUGGACCUGGAUUUCGGUCGGGAGAUGUACGUGGCCGCGAUAGAGACAUCGGGCGACGUGAGCACCAACUCCUACACUAAAGCGUACAGUCUUCAGACAAGUGCCGACGGGGCGGUGUACAACAACCAUGGAGCCGGCUCUGAGCCGUGUACACGUGUUAAGGUGUAUCAAGCCAACACUGAACCGAGAACAACUGUCCGCACCUUUAUAGAACCACGCAUUUCCACGAGGUACCUGCGAGCCAUUCCGGUCGCCUGGUUCGGCCGCCCGACACUGACCCUGGGCGUGCUCGGAUGUGAAAGUGCGCUGAUCGCUGCGAGGCACCCGGGUACUGUUUUGGGAGUGUUCAACCAUAGAGGCAGCUUUGAUUUCCCCGCUGCUCACCAUCACUGUUCAAAGUUCCACAGCAGGAUGGCGUCAUACAGCGAGCUUCUCGCCGCGUUUUACGCCGGCAUGUCAGAAACUCCAGUUUCAUGGCUGACCGACCGGACUGCCAGAUACAUCCUCGAUAGACUCAUUGUUUACUCGUUUACUCGAAACACAGGAAUAAUCAGCUGGGGUGUUCGACCUUCCUCAAUCACAUUUAGCGCGUAUUGUAUGCAGCCUAUGUCAGAAACUGGAACAAACAUCGCGCUGGGGAAGAGGACACAUCAGUCGACCUCAAGUGACGUGGACGGUCCCUCGUGGCACGGCAAUGACGGCGUCAGAACCACGAGCGGCUGCGGCGGCGAGAACGGCGGCACGUGCGUCAAAACAGCGAACGCUUCUAGUCAAGGUUGUCCAGACGGGUACGUUUACCAUUUACCUACACUCUGGUGCUACAAGGCCUUCGACGACGUAACAAGCUACAGCGGCGCAGUCAGUAGGUGUUCUUUAGACGGGGGAACCCUCGCCAUGCCCCGCGACGCUGCAACCAACAGCUUCCUCAUCGAUCUGAAAAAUGCCGUUCACAACAACGCUUUGUUCCGUUUUGGACUGACUGAUCAGCACCAGGAGGGAGUUUUCAUGUGGGACGAUAACGUUCCUCUGGGCGACUUCAGAUUUUGGGGCCCAGGAAACCCCGACAACUAUCGUAACGAGGACUGUGUCGAGUACUUACCCGAAAGGUUGUUCAACAGAUGGAACGAUGGACCAUGUGCCCCGGGCAGCAGGAAGUUCAUUUGUCAAGUCUCAGGUUGCCCAGACGGGUACGUUUACCAUCAACCUAGUCUCUUGUGCUACAAGGCCUUCAACAACAGGACAACCUACAGCGGCGCAGUCAGUAGGUGUUCUUUAGACGGGGGAACCCUUGCCAUGCCCCGCGACGCUGCAACCAACAGCUUCCUCAUCGAUCUGAAAAAUGCCGUCGACACCAAUGCUUGGUUCCGUUUUGGACUGACUGAUGUCCACCAGGAGGGAGUUUGGAUGUGGGACGAUAACGUUCCUCUGUGCGCGGCCUUCAGACCUUGGGGCCAAGGAGAACCCAACAACAGUUAUGACGAGGACUGUGCCGAGUACGUUCCCGAAAACGGAUCGCCCGACAAAAAGAACACAUGGAACGAUGGACCGUGUACCAAUGCUGACAGGAAGUUUAUUUGUCAAGUGUCUCCAUCAGAAGUGCAUCCCUGGUGGUAUGUGGACUUAGACCGACAGUGGUCCAUCGACAGGGUGACUGUGGUCAAACCCGGCUCUGUCGACCUCAACCCCUUCUUCAUCCACAUCGGCGACCAUCGGCACGUGUCGGCGAACCCUCAAUGCGGGCAGAACCACAGCAUCGCCGUCAACCAGUCAGAACUAACCGUCUCGUGUGGAGGCCUGCGGGGUCGGUAUGUGGGGAUCCGUCUGGGAGAAGCGCGACUUCUGCAGUUCAGCGAACUCGAGGUUUACCCUGUCUCCGAUGAAGCAAAUAUCGGAGGAAUAAACGUCGCCGCUCUGUCCCGUGGCGGGCAGUGUGUGGACGCGUCACAAAACGCCGCUACCUGUGGCGGCAUCAUUGACGGUCAGCUGACGCCACGGCCGGGGCAGCUCGGCUGGCUGAGUUCGCAGGGGAUCGGCUCGUGGGUUCAGCUGAAGUUCGAUGGAUACUACUUCAUCAACCGAGCCAAGAUCGCACAGUCUACGUGGAUCACAGGCCAGAGUAGGACAAUCAGGCUGACGUUCAGUGACGGGUCCUAUGUAGACGUCAAACUCAGGAAGCGUGAGGGAAGUGACCAGUACGACGUGACGCAAGUUUACUACGACGAGUUCGUCUUCAAGACGACCAAGACAGACUCCGUGAAGAUGACUGUCCUCAGCGCGUAUACAGCUGCCUCCACCAGCGGCUUCAUUGAGGCACAAUUCAUCACGGCCUUUCCUGAAGAUAUUUACGUUACAGACUUUCAAUUGAUACCUGCACUCGCACGAUUCCGGCAACACAUCGGCAGGAGCUCACCAAGGCCGGUACUCGCCGAAGCAUGUCAUUUGUCUCUUGGCCAUUUGUCUCUUGCUGACUGCGCGAUCAAGUGUUUGGAGGAACCCGCGUUUUUCUGCCAGUCUUUCCAAUACAAGGCCGGUACAAAAAACUGCGAGAUGUUUGGAUGGGCGGCUCCUAAAGACGGAGUUGAACGACUGGUCACGGAUCCAAGCGUCUCAUAUUUCGAGAGGCAUUUCGAAACUUAUUUCCUCUUCAAAUGGACUCCACGAAUGACGUGCUCGUGUAUGUAUGCGGACGGCGUCACAAGUGUACCACAGAUUGGCCCCUGUUUGGCGCAACGUCCUCAAAAUCAUUGGCUGCACACCGCAGAAGGAACUCUUCGAAACGGAGAAACUUCACAGUGCCUUGAAGUUCUUCCCAACAACACGGUUGCCAUAGCUACCUGCUCACCAAUCAGAGAGUCCAUACUGUUUGACGUCAUUGAUGACGCGCUGAGCUGGAGGGUGUUGGGGAGAGAAGUUUGCUUUGCUAACAGGGAUGGCGUGCACGUGGUAGAACUGGUGAACUGCUCCGAUGGCCGGAACGUCCUGAGGAAACUGCCGCUUCACGAGGUGACUGAGCUGGUGACGAUGUCCACUCCGUGUGACGUCAGAGAAGACCCGACAACAAAUGUAACUAAGAUCUUGGUAGAAGAAGUUGAGCCGGGCACAGCGUUGGCUCGAUGGAACGUUUCAGAGAGGUACCCCUGUGAAUUAAGCAACGUGCUAGUUGCACAAACAAAUCUUAGGGACGGUUUGACAACCAGUUGGGAUGUUUCUUGGAACACGACUGUUUUCAACUUCACCGAUGUUGAACAUGAAGUCUCAUACCUGCUGGAGAUAUACCUCGUGACGCCAAGAAGCCAUAUCUACCUAUCUUACUUAAGGACGAUACUGUUACGAGGAAACGACGAGAUUCAAAACUUGACGGUCUCGCUGGUGACAGAAGAAGGGUUUUACCUGACCUGGAACGUCACAUCGUCUUUAGUGAUCGGGUAUCGAGUUACAUAUCAUCGGAUGGACAGCCAGGAAAUGGACCAGUUGUACGUGCAUCGCCCGGAAGUGCAUUUACGGGGACUGCUGCCAGGGGUCGAAUACAACGUGACGGUCACAGCCAUUACUGCAGAACUUGUGGGUAGCGCCGCUAGUCUCCAGCAAUACACUCUGUCUGUUGUGGAUCCCCCAAGUGAUUUCCACGUGGUAACCGUAACGGACCGUUCGGCUACCCUGAUGUGGGCGGCACCAGGUGGCGAGGUUGUCGCGUACGUGCUGGAGCUCAUACCGGCCGAUGCUCCAUCGGAAGCUGUAAACAUUUCCCUCAGCAACACGCUAACAAGCACGGAUGUGACAGGGCUGAUCCCUGUUCAUGGUUAUGUCGCCAAGCUCUAUGCCGUCGGUCCGGCUGGCGUUAGUGAGGUCACUACGUCGCUAUCCACACGAGCAAGACAUACUACAGAGAGCUUGAUGUCGGAUACAGCAUCAAUGGAUGACCUUAUGCAAGAGAGCGAUGAUGAUGUGGAGGUGCAAAGUGACGACGGGUUCGGAGACUUUGUACCACCAUCGAGUUACGAGUCGUGGGAAAGUGAAAAUCCCAAAGAAGAGUCUGACGUCAGCAGCAGUUCCGCUGAGGAGGGUGACGAUCUUCAUGAACAAGACCUGAGUCCUUCCGACACGGCCGACGACGAACAGCUACAGGCGGAUUUCCCACCGCUGAUGGUCGAGGGUCUCGCCAUCCCCUCCAUUGAUGCCGUGGAUGUCACUGACAUCGCCUCAACGGAUCCUGUGGCGCUUGUAAAAGCACUCGCUGCGGUAAUGCAACCGGAUUUGGAUGACCAUCCAGUUGCCGCUGACAGUACUGACAAAACAUUGAGCGAUAACGUGAGUAGAUACCUGGCCAGAACGUUUUCUGAACAGUUUCUUUCCUACCUCACUGUUCUGGACAACCUGAACGACGUACUUGGGAGCAAAUCAGGGACGACGCAAAACAUCAUGCGCACCAGUACAGAUGCGAUGUUACUUUCCGUUGGGCACCUCGUCUAUGAUGCACUUGCCCAGGCUGACGUCGAUCCUACCAGGAAUGAUGAUUUGUUGUCACCCGAAGAGCGAGCAGAUCAGGAGCGGGAGAAAAAAAGGGAAAGUGACCAAAAGAAAAGCGUCGUCGUUGGAGGAGGUCGUGAGGUACUAGACAACAUGGCGGACCGUCUGAGGAGACAGCUGACACCCGGCGGCCCCGGAGUACGGAUAGACUCCGACAGACUCAACCUGCAGGUACACAGAAUGCGUGGAAAGGAUCUGGCAGGUCAUCGGCUGAACGGCACACGCGUAAACGUCGUCUUUCCUCCUGCUGAAAAACUGUUCAAAGGGUUCGUGCCCAAGUACAUUGACACCAAGCUCAUCAGUUACCAUGCCAACCCUUUCACCUGGGGAAACAACUCAAACAUCAUCAACUCUGCCGUCCACGACAUCUCCUUGAUCCCAUCGACCAUGUCCAUUGGGGACAUCAAGGACGCAGAAGAUGACAUCCUGAUCACCAUUGCCACCAACGGAGAUCGCCCUUCCAGCGGACUGGUUCAUGGAGUGGAUUCCACGGGAAAUGAGAGCGUGGUGCAGCACGUGUUCAACAUUUCAGACGUAGAUGACGCGUUCAUCGUCCAAGUUACCGCCCUGAACAGGAGUUCCAGGAUAUCCGUGUUCGGGAGAGGAGGCGGACUGGCCCAUAGUAGAAACUGUGAAGUCUGUUUCCCGUGGCAGGACUGGAAACCGACAUUUUCUCCCAAUGGCUCACCCGAGCCUCGGUCUGUCGCGUUUUUUGUGUCGGGAAAGAAUCACACUGGAAAAUACGCGGUCGGAGUAGAAGUUGCUGAUUUGGAGGAUGUGUACCAAGAUGUAGUCGAAGACGGCGUAUUUGUUGUGGACCCCGCUGACAAGUCAGACGUAAAUGGGGCACAGUUCUACAGCCUGGAGGUUUGGCGUCUGAGCUGUCGUUACUGGGCGGAGGACACAGAGACCUGGCUACCGAACGGAUGUAGAGUCCACCCUACCUCCACCAUCACCGCGACUGUCUGCGCCUGCAACCACAUGACGGCGUUCGGGACUGGCUUCGUCACCGUACCGAACACGAUUGACCUGACCACCGUGUUCGACAAGUUCACGGACAUAGGGAACAACGCAGGGGUCCUCGCUACCGUUCUGACGUCAUUAGCCUUGUACUUAGUCGGGGUCAUGUUUCUCAGGAAGGUCGACAAAGCAGGUUUCAAGAAGUUGAUUGUCCAUGGCCUACCCGACAACCGCUCCACUGACAGGUACUAUUACAAGAUGUCCGUCUACACCAGUUACGCCAGAGGGUCUGGAACCAAGUCCAACGUGGGGUUUACAUUGCUUGGGGACAAGGGGAGUACCGGAGUCAGGGUGUUCAAGCAAGGCCCAGAGACCUUUCAGGCUGGCGGCGUGGACAUCUUCUUGCUCGCUGUUGAAGAAAGUCUGGGCGACCUUCUUCGGCUGCAAAUCUGGCACGACAACCAGGGGGGCAACGACAGGGCUUGGAAGUUAGAUAAAGUCAUCGUGCGAGAUUUGCAAUCAGGAGAAACAAACAGUUUCCUGUGUGACCAGUGGCUAUCGCUGGACCACGGGGAUGGUAGAAUCAGCCGGAUUCUUCCAGCUGCAACAGAACAAGAUUUGUCAUCCUUCCAUCUUUUCACCACAAAGGCCGUGAACGAUUUUAAAAAUGAGCACAUCUGGCUCUCCAUGUUGUUCUGUCCCAGUGGCAGCCAUUUCAGCCGGGUCCAGCGCCUCUCCUGUGGACUGUGUGUCGUUUACACCACCAUGAUUGCCAACGCCAUGUGGUACAGAACGGAGGACAACCUGCAGCAGAAUAACGUGGUGAAUCUUGGGGUAGUCUCCUUCACCCUUCACGAGUUAUACGUCAGCGCGAUGACGUCAUUGUGUGUCCUCCCCGUAAACGUGCUUCUCCUCCAGCUCUUCAGCCGGUGCAGAGAAAAGCAACAACCGGCCAAGAACGCCGUGAAUGUCGCAGAGAGGGAAGACAUCAGGUCUAUGCUGUUGAAAACCCGGUCUUCCUCUCGGUUUCUUCCCUACUGUUUUGUGUACGUGGCUUGGUCGAUCCUGGUCCUCAGCUGUGGCGUAUCGGCGUUUUUUACUAUUCUCUACAGCCUGGAAUGGGGAGCUGUGAAGGCAAACGCGUGGCUGAAGACGUUCCUGAUGUCCUUCGUUCAAGAUGUUCUUGUUGUGGAGCCAUUCAAGAUCCUGGCUGUCUCCGCCCUGGUCUCCUAUGUCUGUAAGAAAGUCGCGGUGUUAUCGACGCGGGAUGACGUCGUCCUAGAACACGCUGACGUGGAGGAUUCCAACCAAUCAGAGAGUCUGUUUGCCUGGGUAUCUCAAAGGGCGACCACGAGAGUGACCAAACAACAGUUGCGGCAAGUUCUGCUUAAGCAUGACCAAACGGAGAAAUCUCAAAAAGAGCGGCAGGAAAGAGAGGAGACCAGAAAAAAGACGGACAGUGUAAUUCAGGAGGUUGCCGGGUUCUUCGUGUUUGUGAUGAUUCUGCUUAUGUUGGUGAAUAGUGGCACAAACGUCUACUCUCACCACGCCUACAACACUAUAGGAGACCUCUUCCAGUCGGAUUUUGAUGAGGUCAGACCCUGUGACUCUUAUCGGCGGUACACAAGCCUUUACAUGAGUCAGAAAUGUAACAGCGGGAACUCCUUCUCAGACGAGGAAACGCGAGACUUUCUGCCCGGAUGGACCCCCCUCUCCUCCUCCAAUUCUUCGGAUGAUUUCUCCAAGCCAUCGCCCUGGACGUACCACCUCCCCGGGUCUGGUGACGAGCUCCCCGCGAUGGGAGCCAUUGCCACGUACGGCUCGGGAGGUUACGUUGCCGGAGUCGGCAGAAACAAAGCUGCUGCCCUCGCUGUCAUCGCUGACCUGAAGGAAGCCGGCUGGAUUGACCGCUAUACGCGCGCCGUCAUUGUCGAGUUCACGGUGUACAACGCCAAUGUCAACUUCUUCAGCACGAUGUCGUACAUGGUGGAGUUUCUCAACACGGGAGGGGCGGUGCCGUCCCACUCUGUGUGGACCUACCGCUUACAUCGGUUCGUCGGCACGGCUGGAUACAUCAUCAUGGCCCUGCACAUCCUGUAUGUGGUCUGUUUCCUGUACACGCUGUACAGGGAAGUAAGACUGAUGAAGGAACAAGGGAGAAGCUACUGCCUCCAACCGUGGAACCUUCUCGAGAUUGCCAACAUUUUGGUUUGUUUCGGCGCCGUUGCCGUUUUUGCUGUGGACUACAUAACGUCGAGGAAUACUUUGGACAAGCUUCCCCAUUACCAUUCAUCAAAAUUCAUCAGCUUCGACCAGGCCGUCUUGUGGAACCAGGCGUUUGUUUGGACGGUGGCCGCCGUCGCCUUCAUCAACAUCUUCAAGUUCCUUCGCCUCCUCCGCUUCAACCCGAUGUUGUCUGUGUUGAUGACGUCAAUGCGGCGCAUGGCGCCAGAGGUUACAGGCUUCGCCGUUUACUUCAGCGUCCUGUUUCUCUCCUUUGUGCAGCUGGGACAUUUGGUCUUUGGACUCAAAAUACAGGGAUACUCUACGAUAGUUGCCUCAGGGAAGAGUCUCUUCGUAUGUACCCUGGGGAAAUUUGAUUUCGAUGAAAUCUUAAGCACCAGCAGGAUCAUUGGGCCGCUGUUCCUGUACACCUAUCUGUGCAUCGUCUUCAUCGUCAUUAUCAACAUCCUGGUGGCCAUCAUCAACGAUGCACUCGUGGUGAUGAGAGGUUACACGCCGCCUCAGGAACAUCAGGAGAUCCUGCAGGAGCUGUGGAGGAGGCUGGCCAACUUCCUCGGUCUGACAAACUCUGAAAAUCAGGAGGAUGACAUGCUGGCAUCAGAACGACUGGAGGAUUGUCUGACUAGACUGGACCUUCUUGUACGGGCCAUGAAGGAGAGACGAGUCGCAGAGAACGUAAUGCGAAGGUACUAUGCCAUAAAAUGA